Molecule: messenger RNA, 4862 nt
Organism: Nezara viridula (southern green stink bug)
Lineage: Eukaryota; Metazoa; Arthropoda; Insecta; Hemiptera; Pentatomidae
Source: the annotation of a GenBank genome assembly
CUGGAUAUGACGGCAAAGGUGAAGUAUAUCUCUGGCCCUCCCGCGCCUCAGCUGGAUCCUACGCUCAGCCUCGCCGAGGUGGUCUUUGCAGGCCUCAAGAGGAACAAUGUCAAGGCAACCGCUCAGGUAGAGGUGGAGACUGGGCGGGAGCUGACCUACGGGCACCUGGCCAGGCAGAGCCUCUCUGUGGUCCAGGGGCUGCUUCGAGAGGGCGUCGGUGAGGGCAGCACCGUGGCCAUCGUCAGCUUCAACAGCCAGGAGGCCCACGUCAUUUUCCUCGCCUGCAUCCUCAUCGGGGCCACUGCAGCCCCCCUCGACCCAUCUCUCUUGCCAGAGGAGAUGGCUGCCCUGCUAGAACUGGUGAGCCCCACGGUGGUGUACACCGAAGGAGGCAAGACCUUGAGGAAGAUAGAAGCGGCAUUAACCCUUCUCGAGAACGAGCCACUGCUGGUGGUGUCUGGGAGGAACAAGCACCCUUACACGUCUUUUCAGUCACUGCUACAACCAACUGACCCGGAAUUCAGGCCUAGUAUCACCAACAUAGAGGAACAUGUAGCACUCAUCCUCUUCACCAGCGGCACCUCUGGGCUACCCAAGGGAGUCAUGUUGUCCGACGCCUACCUCUUGAUGAGUGUAAAGUGUUUACGAAAUGACGUACCAGAAUUGGCAUUUCUUCUCACCUCGCCCUUGUUUUGGUUGAGUGGAGUCAUUUCAAUCCUCACUAUCAUAACCUGUGGAUUCAAAAUGAUAUUCCUAAGAGGACCUGCUAAAGAAGCUGUUAUUCUCAGCACUAUACAGAACUACAAGGUGAAUAUAUGGAUGGCAGCACCAACCACCCUGCAAAGCCUGCUGGUAUUUCCAAGCCGAGGGGCCUACGACAUAUCCACUCUACAAAUAGUCAACAGUGGGGGGGCAGCCCUCAGCGCUGACUCCCAACUGCGAAUUCAGAGAGAACUCUUCAGGAAUAGGACAAUGUUGUUGCAAGUUUAUGGAAUGACUGAACUUGGUGGAGUAGCCGUGAGUGCUCCGGGAAGAAUAAAGCCAGGAGCUUGCGGGACAUUGACAGUUGGUACAAGUGUCAAAAUCGAAGAUAUAGAAACGGGAGAGAGCUUGGGACCAGGAGAGGAAGGUGAAGUUUGCGUUAAGGUUAAAUAUUUCAUGCUCGGCUAUGCCAAGAACCCAGAAGCGACGAGCGCCACCUUCGAUGAAGACGGAUGGUUCCAUACCGGAGACAUCGGUUAUUAUGAUGAAGAAGGAUAUCUAUAUAUAAUUGACAGGCUCAAAGACCUCAUUAAAUACAAAUCAUACCAGAUAGCACCAGCUGAAAUUGAAAAUGUAUUAAGGACACAUCCAGCAGUCAAAGACUGCUCUGUUUUUGGAAUUCCUCAUCCAACAGAUGGAGAUCAUGCCACAGCUUUUGUAGUUGCUCAUAAAAAUGUUACUGAGAACGAAUUACUAGAAUAUGUUGCUGAAAGAGUUUCAGAAAACAAACAGAUCCGUGGUGGUAUAAGAUUUGUUGAAUUUAUACCUCGCACUUCAACUGGAAAACCCAAGCGACGGGCUUUGAGAUCACAAUUAAUGGCGGAAUUGCAGGGAAUUAAUUUCAUGAAAAGGUGGAAGACAUCAUCAGUAAAAGAAAAGAAGAACACAAAAAAUAACCAACUAGUCCCAGUUAAAAAAAAAAUCCUAGAUCUCCCCCAAAACUAGUGAAAUACUCUUUAUCUUCCAAUGUUUCAAAUAUUGAAAUAAUUUUGAAAGAAAUUAUACUUAUGGGGUUAGAAAGGCAUUUAUACUGCUCAUGCCAUAAGAAGAAUGUUGGUUGUAGAGCAUCAGACCAUCCGACAGUGAUCUCUCAUUGAAAAUAAUUAUCUACAAAUUUAUUUUUACAAAUGCACAUUAACAUUCAGUAACUUUAAUAAAAAAUGUUGAACUUAUUUUUAUGUUAGUAUUAAAAGUAAACAUCAAAUUCACUCAUUGCAUUAUAUAUUUUUCUAUUCUAUACCGGCAACUACAGAAUUAGAUAUAUUCAAAUAGGAUACUUAAAUCACAGAAUACCUAUUUCUAGCCUAUAAUAUCCUAAAGUAAUUUAGUUUUUAAGAAAUAAUAAAUUACUUAUUACAAAUAAGGAUGAAUAUAAACGUUCAAAUGAUUAUCAGUAAUAUUUAAAACAGAGAAAAAAUUGUAUAUUGUGUUUUAUAAACCAAUUCCCGAAUGGAUUUUGAGUGAUUUAGUUCAGAGUAGCAAUAUUUUAGUAGAUUUAAAUCAAAGAAUAACAAUAAUGCAAUAUCUAAUUGAAAAAAAGGUAUAUUAAUAAAAUGCCUAGAUAAAAAGACAUGACAAUAUCUGCACUAUAACAUGGUAGUAAAGAUCCCUUUUCCGGUCCUCAGGAGCAAUGGAUUUUAUGAAUGAAGUACCAAAUGAAUGGUAAUUCAACGGAGAAGUGACCAACCCGUUCCAAAACAUGAAACCUAACAACAAUCAUAAUAAAAGUAACAGUGUUUCAACUGCCUCCCGCGGUGCUACAUCCUACGCCCUGAUGAAGACCUGCAAAGUGGGUCGAAACGUCAGCAUAAAAAUUAAAUAAUACUAUUUCUAUAAUUUAGUUUAGUAUUUAUUUGACCGCACCCUCCAAUCAACUCCUUCUCAUAAUAAAAAUAAUUGAAAAACAUAAGAGGUUUCAAAUGUUGGCGGAUCGAGAUAAAAUAUAUUUGUUUUAAACAAUUUGAUGCAAGCCCUGGUAGAAAUAUAGUUCCAAAUAAACUAUCGUCCCUGCCCAUUAAAGCCCGAAAAUGUACCAUUUUCAAGAUAAAUUGUAAUUCUUUCAAAAAAUCGUUUAAUUUUUAUGGUUGCCAAGAGAUACAUAUCAAAUGUUUAGAUUUUAAAAAUUAAAAUAUCGCUAUUAUUUAUCACUGUCUUUGACAUAAACCAUCUGAUAGAAAAAUCUAUUGAAAAGAUAAAUGGAGAAAAAUCCAGUGGUUACUUUGGAUAAUACAGAAACAUUUCGAGCUCUUCUGCAUCAAACUAAUAGGUCUUUAACAUGUACAAGAAUCGAUUAGUAUAAAUUCAGCAAUGGCUGUGCCUAACUAUUAAGCUUAAGAGAUAUUUUUCAGUGGAAUAAGCUUAUCACUUAUAAGUAAAUUGUUUCUUUAACAGUCGAGUAAAAGUAUGAAGCUUUAUCAAUUAUGUUGAAUAGACUACCAUGAUAAUUUUAUUAUUGUAUAUACAAAUAACAUAUUUUGUCGAUGUUGUUUUUACGUCGAAUGCAUUAGUAAGGGAGAGAGAUAGCUAUCUAAUUUGAGUUCUGGUUGGUAUUAAGUAUUAAAUACAAAAGGUGAUCUAUCAGCAAUAUGCGUUAUAGGAGAAACCCUGGGAGCUUUUAUUUUAGAGUAAAACCUGUCUAAUGUUCGGUCUAACAAACAAUUUUUUUUUGCCAUCCCCUUAUAUUAUAGUAUGAUAUUUUUUUUUAACCCUAAAAUAUUGAUGCUUGGAAUUAAAUCACUCUGCCAUAACAUUCUAACAUCAUGUGUUCAAUUAAUCCUUUUCCUUAUAAUGUUAAGGCUUUAUAGAAAAGAAAAUAAUUCGGAAAACAAAGUAUUUUAAAUAAUGAUUAUUCACUUAUAUUAAUGUUUAAAAAACAAAACAUUUAAAACCAAAUAAUGUCAAAACUACCAUUAAAAUCAAAAAGUAUUAUAGUUAAUGUACUAUCUUUAUUUAGUAAGUAACACAAUAAAUAAGCUUAUUUUUUAAAAUAUUUAUAAAUGUUAUAAAAAUAAAAAUAGAAGAUUAAUAAAGUAUUAAUAUUUAUUUUGCUAUUCCCUAUUUAUACUAUGUAUACGGUCAUAUACUUUUUAUAAGAAUAGUAAAUUUUUAAUGGAAACAUUAACCUGCCAUGUAUUUUUCAGCGUUACUACAGUGUCUCACUCUCUUACUACAGUAAAUUAGAAAUAAUAGAGAGGUUUGUUAAAAUAUAACUUUGUUUGGUUUUCUGUUGACUCCUAACGAAGAGGCAGAAUACCAAAGACACUUAAAUUUAAAAAGUCUGGAAUAUAGUGAAUUUUCGGAAUGGGUUUAAAUUUUAUUUCUUGAUUGAUUACUAAGGUCACUACUGAAAAUCAAGGAUCUAAAGAAAAACAUUUGUUGGGAAGCAGCAGAGAUUUUCAUUUUAUUAUUUAAAGCAUCAGGGUCGUCAUGACAAUUGUAGGCGCCCAGGGUGAAAUUUAUUAGGAGUCCAUCUUAUACCUUCCCAUAUCCUACGCUCUAAUGUUUGCAAAUCAUUCUUAUUAUAUCUAGUAAUCGCAUGUUUAGUUUGAACCUCUUGCCAGCUUGUUAUUUUUCUUACAUCAACUGGAACUGAGGGUAGAAAUUAUAAUUUAUAACUGACAAGUUGAGGUGUAUGAAGGUCUAAACAAAGAUGAAGAGGAGUGAAAUACAUAUAUUAUAUAUUAUAUUAAAAAAUAUUAUGUUUGUUUUGAUAUUAGUCUCUCAUACAUGGUGGCCUUUUGGACGACAUUGGGAAGACAGACACAAUAGGUUGCCUCUGCAAAGCAGGUAUACACUAAUAUUUAAAAAUAAAAUUGUUCCUUUCAUCAAAAAUAUUCCAACUCGGUCAUCUUAUUCACUUCUUCAUCUCUUUAACCUUGUAAUGAGUCAUGACCUCCUGGAUUAGCCUAAACCGGAUGUCAUGGUUUUGUGCUUCUUACAACUCAAGUCAACAAAAUUUUGUUGUUAGUUAGGGUUUUAUGGCAUAAAACUUCGAGGUCAUCAACACCUGUGUUUUCACAAACACAACUGUAUUUAAUUUUGUUUAUAACUGAACUAGAUGUAAUUUACAACUUUUUAAAUUGUUUAAUUUUAAGAAAUGC